This is a messenger RNA of Zasmidium cellare ATCC 36951, 1365 nucleotides long. RefSeq lists its product as uncharacterized. Gene Ontology annotation, cellular component: membrane. Gene Ontology annotation, biological process: transmembrane transport. The coding region runs from base 1 to 1365 and encodes 454 amino acids. NCBI's taxonomy places the organism in Eukaryota, Fungi, Ascomycota, Dothideomycetes, Mycosphaerellales, Mycosphaerellaceae. The record is from RefSeq and is a predicted model, not a curated record. The transcript is spliced from 3 exons. Gene Ontology annotation, molecular function: transmembrane transporter activity.
AUGCAUCGAAUGUUCCAGCCGGAAAAGCUCCGGCUCAAAGUGGAUCUACGACUGUGCACCAUCGCUGGUAUCCUCUGCUCGCUCAACCUCCUCGACAGUGGCAUUAUUUCCUCCGCCAGCGUCACCUCUAUGCUCACCGACCUGGACCUCACCCUCGGCAACCGCUACAGCGUCAGCAUCUUCAUCUUCACAAUCUCCUCCAUAGUCUUCCAGCUGCCCAGCACCAUCGCCGUGCGGACCUUCGGCCCGAGGAUCUGGUUUGCGUUCAUAACGUUUUGUUUCGGGCUCAUCACCAUGUGCACAGCGUUCAUACAUACCUGGAAGGAGAUGAUUGCGUUGAGGGUGUUGCUGGGCAUGGCGAUGAGUGGGAUUUAUCCUGGGUUGACAUAUCUGAUCAGUACGUGGUAUUUGAGGAGGGAGCAGCAGACGAGGUUUGCGUUUUUGCAGAGUGGGGAGGUCAUUAUUCUGGCUACCGGGGGGAUUGUCAAUUGGGGGUUAAAUCACCUCGAUGGGAAGGGCGGGUUGGAGGGGUGGAGGUAUAUGUUCCUUGUCCAAGGACUCAUCGCCAUGGUCCUUGGUGUGGUGACGUAUUUCUGGAUCGUGGAUUUCCCUGACCAGGCGCACAAAAGUCUCUGGUUCCUGACCGAAGAGGAGCAAAAGUUGGCCGUGGCGAGGAUCCAGAGAGAUCGUAAGGACGUCCAGGUGGAUCCCUUCUCUUGGGGUAAAGUCUUGCAGCACGCGAGUGAUUGGAAGAUCUACGCUUUUGCGUGCAUGUUCUUCCUGCUCAAUCUGGUCUCGACGUCGUUAUCCUAUUUCCUCCCGAUCAUCCUCCAAUCUGGAAUGGGCUUCGACGAGGACAAGAGUAUCAUCCUUGCCGCGCCGCCGUAUUACUACGCCGUUAUACCGGUCAUCCUGUCCUCGAUCGUCGGAGACAGAUACAAGUUACGAGGACCCGUCAUCAUAUUCAACUGCAUCUGUUUGAUCAUCGGCUUCUGCAUGUUGGGCUUUACAGAGCAGGUCACCGUUCGAUAUAUUGGAACAUACCUCGCAACUGGAGCCUACGUUUCGAACUGGGCGGCUAUAACAACCUAUCAAGCGAACAACAUCACUGGACAAUGGAAGAGGGCUUUCACGGCGGCUGCUGUCACUGCUAUGAACGGUGCGGGAGGUAUCGCUGGAUCUUUCAUUGUCCGACAACAAGAAGCACCAAAGUACAUGACAGCCGUAUGGGUAUCCAUCGGCUCACACAUCCUGCUCAUAGGCUUUGUGCUGGCGUUCUCGGCGUAUUUUUAUGUUGCGAAUAAGAGGCAGAGGGCUGGGAAGGUGAUUCUGGAGAGGACGGAGGGGUUUAGGUUUACGUUUUAG